GAGGUUUACUUGCAUUUCUUUUCCUACAAAAUUUCCGCGAAAAGCUUUACUGUGUGUUUCGUGCGCGUGAACUGCGGCAUCAACUGAGGAUCUCUACAUCAAGUCUUUCGAAACUGAAAUUAGGUAAUGUAUAUGAACCUCUGAUUUUGAGUUAAUCGAAGUGUCUUUCCUCUUUCUCCCUUUCUGUGAUUGAUUUAGAGUCCGUUGAAGGAAGUUAGGGUUAGAGGUGAGGAGGAUUUUGAAUGUGCAACAAAAGGGGAUUUUUUUUUUUUUUUAAGGAGAUCCUGACUUAUUCCUCCCCCCUACUUCGUGCAGAGUUUGAGAAAAUGUCCUCAGAAGGAACAAGGAGUAUAGUAGGGAGUGAGGUGAUGCCUCUAGACUAUGGGAGCAUGGACUCAGAGAGUAGUCCAUCUCCCUCUAGUUCGGAGAAGACGGUGGAGGGGGUGAGAGGAGAUGAGGUGAUAGAGGUAGGGGAGGGAGAGGUAGUAGAGGUUGGGGGUAAUGAGGUGGUAGGGGUUGGAGGAGAUAGCAUACCCAUAACCGUAGUAGAAGUAGAGGGUAGAGGCGAGAGGGAUUAUGAUGUGAACGCCGAGAUAGUGGAAGAGGUGCAGCAGUAUAGGUAUGAACUAAGGACCAGGGAUAGCCUGGGUCACUUAGUGGAAAAUUACGAGAUCUCUUCUCGAGUGCUAGUUAGGCCAGCUGGGGUAGAGGAGAGAGCGUGUUCUGCUCCUCAGGACCAUUGGAUGCCCAUAUAUUCCCACUAUCUGAUAGCGGGAUUGAGGUUUCCAAUUCCUGAGUUGUUGGUAGGAUUGUUAUUAGAUUAUAAGAUAGGGUUGACACAAUUAGUCCCCAAUGCUAUGAGGGGGGGUAGUAGGAGGGAUAAGGGGUGGUAUUAUUUCACCCCUAGGGUAGCCAAUAGGGAGAGUAGGUCUUUGUUUACUACAGGUUCUUCAUCCAUUAAAGGAUGGAAGGAAAAAUUCUUUUUGUGGAUGAUACGGAGUGGGGGAGGGGGGAUGCCGAGAAGUGAGGAAGUUGGUGAGGAAGGGGGGGAUUUACUAAACAUAAUGGACCUCACCAGCGCACAAUGCAUAGAAGCCAUUGAGCUCUAUGGGCCAAGCGCUUUGAGUGAAGCUGAAAUGGAUCAAUUUUUAAACACUGCUGGAGGAGCGGUCAUCCCCAAGAAGCCAAGGAAGAAGUCAAAGACUUCAACCAAGCAAGUGGAUGAAGGGAGGGCUAGGAAGGAGGUAGUGGCCACAACUUCAGCUGAAACGGAGGAGGAGCCUUCUCCUGUUGAGCUGGACCCUGAGCUCAGACAGUUGGAGGAGGGGGCUGAGGUACGAGCUCUUGGUAAGGGAAAGGGCCCUAUUCCCCAACUGGGGCCUCAGAGCAGCCUGUUUGAGGCGAAGAACAUGACGGGGGCUAGGUGGUUCAUCAACAACACCUUCCCCGAAGUGGACAGACGCAACGCGCGGGAGGAAGCUUUGAGGUAUGGUGGAGCAUCCGUUGUGAAGCACGUUCUAGAGAGCGCGAGCUGGGUGAAUGGUUUAGCCCGGGAAUUCAGGGAGAGCUUGAAGGAGCGCUCACUCUUGCAGAGGCAGUGUGACCAGCUGCAAAAGGAGAAGGAGGAGCUGGAAAAGAAAAAUAAAGAACUGCAAGAGUCGCUGAAUGAGGUGGUUCCAACUGUGAAGCUGUUGGAGCAGGAGAGCGAGCGUGAGGCUCUGGCGCAAGAACUAAAGCUGACGAAGGAGGCUUUCUUGGAGCUGAAGCAGAAUGUGCAGACCUUGGUGCAUAAUGGAAUGAAGGAGCACAUCAGCAACUUCAUUAGCUCCAGCUCGUUUGACAACAUCGUCAACUUAUAUUGGCUACCCACUGCCAUCAUUGCAUUCAUGGACUGCAGGAAGAAGGUGAAGGCAGAAUAUCCCGAAGUGGAUAUUACGAAGAUCACCUUCGGAGAGCAAGAAGAAGGGGUGGAGGAAGAUGGUGAGAGCAUGUCAGUAGACUUCCGUCCUCAGAUUAAACUGAGGUGGGAGGAUGAUGCAAACGGACGUGCUGUUUUCCCUCCACAGUUCGACUUCGAGUUCGUUGCAGUGGAGGAAGAAGGGGCAGAGGUAGAGGAAGACGAGAUGGAGGCAGGAGUGGAGGGAGCUGAAGUGGAUGAGAGCCAACCAGUUCCAGAAGUGGAGAUUCAUCCAGUUCCCUCCGACGAUGAGCAGCCUCCUCUGCCAGACGAAGUCUUGGAGGACAUAGGCAUCAGGAUGUGGCACCUCGGCCACAGACGGCGCCAAUGUAAUUGCACCAAACCAGAAGUCCUUCCUCAGUCCGCGCUUGCACUCCGGAAUGACCUACAAAGCCCCGAGGUGGAACUCGGGGUAGACACUCUGAUGCUUAAGGGUGCUGUCGCAAAAUACUAUUUUCCUUCCUCCUUUAUAGUUAAUCACGCCUCUAUUUCUUCUAUCUACUAGUAAGCUCAUUGGUUUUCAAUUUCUCAGCAAUUUGUUGCAUAAUUUUCAGAAAUCCUCAUAUUUUCUAGUUGGGUAAUGCCCCUAGAAUCUCAAUUUGUUGCAGAAUUUUCAAUUUAUUGUAGAUUUUCUAGUUGGGUAAUGCUCCUAGAAUCUUAAUUUGUUGCAGAAUUUUCAAUUUAUUA
Rubroshorea leprosula is the source of this 2644-nucleotide messenger RNA. NCBI's taxonomy places the organism in Eukaryota, Viridiplantae, Streptophyta, Magnoliopsida, Malvales, Dipterocarpaceae. The record is from the annotation of a GenBank genome assembly.